This is a messenger RNA of Tachyglossus aculeatus (Australian echidna), 4629 nucleotides long. It is a transcript of the gene GIGYF2, whose product is annotated as GRB10 interacting GYF protein 2. NCBI's taxonomy places the organism in Eukaryota, Metazoa, Chordata, Mammalia, Monotremata, Tachyglossidae. Gene Ontology annotation, molecular function: protein binding. Gene Ontology annotation, biological process: insulin-like growth factor receptor signaling pathway. The coding region runs from base 265 to 4113 and encodes 1282 amino acids. The record is from RefSeq and is a predicted model, not a curated record. Gene Ontology annotation, cellular component: proximal dendrite; vesicle; perikaryon. The transcript is spliced from 29 exons.
GUGGCGGCGGCCGCUCCCGUCCUAAAACCAGGUGCCCUCUGCACUUCCCCAUCUGGGGACGGAAGAACUCAUUUGUGGCAGUGGCUGCAUCCAGGGCAGGGUUACUGUAGCAGCUUGCAGAGUGGAAAAACUGGUAUAUGCGCCUUCCUAUUGCAUCAAGAGCGCCUCAUCAGAAUUGGAAUAAGGCACCAGUUUCAGAACACCGGGAAACAUUUUAAAAAUUUUUUCACUUUUAAAAACCUCUUGAAAAAAAGUUCAGAAAAAAUGGCAGCAGAAACUCAGACACUUAACUUUGGGCCUGAAUGGCUGCGAGCUCUGUCUAGUGGUGGGAGCGUGACGUCCCCUCCGCUUUCUCCAGCAUUGCCGAAGUAUAAAUUAGCAGACUAUCGCUAUGGGAGAGAAGAAAUGUUAGCACUUUUUCUAAAAGAAAAUAAGAUACCCUCAGAUCUUCUGGAUAAAGAGUUUUUGCCUAUUCUACAGGAGGAGCCCCUGCCACCAUUGGCACUUGUACCUUUCACAGAAGAAGAACAGAGAAAUUUUUCAAUGUCUGUAAAUAGUGCCGCUGUCCUACGGUUGACGGGCCGAGGCGGAGGAACAGCGGUAGGGGCUCCUCGAGGUCGAAGUUCCUCUAGAGGUCGAGGCCGAGGCCGAGGAGAAGGUGGUUUCUACCAAAGAAGUUUUGAUGAAGUGGAGGGUGGAUUUGGGCGAGGAGGUGGUAGGGAAAUGCACAGAUCCCAGAGCUGGGAAGAAAGGGGAGACAGAAGGUUUGAAAAACCAGGGCGAAAAGAUGCAGUGAGACCAAACUUUGAAGAAGGAGGGACAGCAAUCACAGGGAGGAAGCACGAAUUCAUUCGUUCAGAAAGUGAGAAUUGGCGGAUCUUUAGAGAAGAGCAAAAUGGGGAGGAGGAAGACGGAGGCUGGCGGCUAGCUGGAUCACGGAGGGACGGGGAGCGAUGGCGGCCUCAUAGUCCAGAUGGCCCACGUUCCGCAGGCUGGCGAGAGCACUUGGAGCGGCGCCGAAGGUUUGACUACGAUUUCCGAGAGCGGGACGACGAACGGGGGUACCGGAGGGUGAGAUCUGGCAGCGGCAGCAUAGACGACGAUCGAGACAGUCUUCCCGAAUGGUGCCUAGAGGACGCUGAAGAAGAAAUGGGGACAUUUGACUCCUCCGGGGCAUUUCUGUCGUUAAAGAAGGUUCAGAAGGAGCCCAUCCCCGAAGAACAAGAAAUGGACUUUCGGCCUGUGGAAGAAGGGGAGGAGCGUUCCGAUUCGGAGGGAAGCCACAAUGAAGAAGCCAAAGAACCCGACAAGGCGGCCAAGAGAGAGGGAGAGAAACUGGAGAGAGUGGCAGAAGCGGCAGAAGAAACAGUCCAGACGUCUUCACCGUCUGCCACACCGGCGACUCCGGCAGCCCACGAGGCCCAGGAACCAGGGCAGACCAGCUUAUUUGAUAGGAAAGAGGACCCCAAACCCGAAAGAACGGAAAAAACGGAAGACAAGGAGAGCCGAGCAGAGAAUACACUACCAGCCAAAGCGUCCAGCAGAGGCGAAGAACUGGUUUCUACGCCACAGAUUCCAGUAGACACAGCGUCUCCUGUUCUCCUACUUCCACCUCCUGUGACCAACCCAAGCCCAGCCCUCAGGCCAGUCCAAACGCCGGUUAUCGGUGCCCCAGGCAUGGGCAGCAUUUCUGCCGAUCCAGAUGAUGAAGAAGGCCUUAAACAUUUAGAACAGCAAGCAGAAAAGAUGGUGGCAUAUCUACAGGACAGUGCACUGGAUGAUGAGAGAUUGGCCGCAAAACUGCAAGAGCACAGAGCAAAAGGGGUCUCUAUGCCACUAUUGCAUGAAGCCAUGCAGAAAUGGUAUUACAAAGAUCCACAGGGAGAAAUUCAGGGCCCGUUCAAUAACCAGGAGAUGGCAGAAUGGUUUCAGGCGGGAUAUUUCACUAUGUCCCUGUUGGUGAAAAGAGCCUGCGAUGAAAGCUUCCAGCCCCUCGGAGACAUUAUGAAAAUGUGGGGAAGGGUCCCCUUCUCUCCAGGUCCAGCACCCCCUCCACAUCUGGGAGAGUUGGACCAGGAGCGACUAAACCGACAGCAUGAACUUACUGCCCUGUAUCAGAUGCAGCACCUUCAGUACCAGCAAUUCCUGAUACAACAGCAGUAUGCACAGGUGUUGGCACAGCAGCAGAAAGCAGCCCUGUCAUCCCAGCAGCAACAGCAACUGGCUCUUCUCCUUCAACAGUUCCAAGCUCUGAAGAUGAGAAUAUCGGAGCAGAACCUGAUCCCAUCCGUCACGAGGUCUGUGUCAGUACCGGACACUGGAUCAAUUUGGGAGCUUCAAUCAGCAGCCUCCCAGCCUGCAGUCUGGGAAGGUAGCAGCGUCUGGGAUCUUCCUCUUGACACUGCAUCUCAGGGACCAGCUCUUGAGCAGCUGCAGCAGCUUGAGAAGGCUAAAGCCGCAAAGCUAGAACAAGAGAGAAGGGAGGUGGAAAUGAGGGCCAAAAGAGAAGAGGAGGAGAGGAAGAGGCAAGAGGAGCUCCGACGGCAGCAGGAGGAAAUCCUGAGGAGGCAGCAGGAGGAGGAGAGGAAACGGCGGGAAGAGGAGGAGCUUGCCCGCAGGAAGCAGGAAGAGGCUCUACGGCGCCAGAGAGAGCAAGAAAUUGCACUGAGACGACAGCGAGAGGAAGAGGAACGACAGCAGCAGGAAGAAGCACUUAGAAGACUAGAGGAGAGGAGGAGAGAGGAGGAGGAGAGACGACAGCGAGAAGAAUUGAUACGGAAACAGGAAGAGGAAGCUGCAAAAUGGGCUCGAGAGGAAGAGGAGGCCCAGCGUCGGUUAGAAGAAAACCGGCUUCGCAUGGAGGAGGAGGCGGCCAGGCUGCGCCUCGAAGAGGAGGAGCGAAAGCGCAAAGAGCUGGAACUCCAGCGCCAGAAGGAAUUGAUGCGACAGAGGCAGCAGCAGCAGGAGGCCCUGCGGCGGUUACAGCAGCAGCAACAGCAGCAGCAGCUAGCGCAGAUGAAGCUUCCCUCGUCUUCAACCUGGGGUCAACAGUCCAAUUCCGGGGCAUGUCAGUCCCAGACAACACUAUCGCUGGCGGAAAUUCAGAAGCUAGAGGAAGAGAGAGAACGGCAGCUCCGAGAAGAGCAGAGGCGCCAGCAGCGGGAACUGAUGAAGGUCCUCCAGCAGCAACAGCAGCAACAACAGCAACAACAGCAGAAACUCUCCGGCUGGGGCAAUGUCAGUAAGCCCACAGGCGCUGCCAAGUCGCUCCUGGAGAUACAGCAAGAAGAAGCCCGACAAAUGCAGAAGCAGCAGCAGCAGCAACAGCAGCAGCAGCCGAACAGAGUUCGCAAUACAACGCAUUCUAACCUGCACACCAGCAUUGGGAAUUCCGUUUGGGGCUCUCUAAACCCUACCCCCACUAGCCAGUGGGCAUCUGACCUAGUGAGCAGCAUCUGGAGCAAUGCUGAUACCAAAAACUCCAACAUGGGUUUCUGGGAUGAUGCAGUGAAGGAAAUGGGACCUAGGAACUCAACAAAUAAAAACAAGAGCAAUGCUAGUCUCAGUAAAUCUGUAGGUAUGUCCAGCCGACAGAAUAAGAAAGUAGAAGAGGAGGAGAAGCUGCUGAAGCUCUUCCAAGGGGUGAAUAAAGCCCAGGAUGGGUUUACCCAGUGGUGUGAACAAAUGCUUCAUGCACUUAACACAGCUAACAACUUGGAUGUUCCCACAUUCGUUUCUUUCCUGAAGGAAGUGGAAUCUCCUUACGAGGUCCAUGAUUACAUCAGAGCCUAUUUAGGAGAUACCUCUGAGGCCAAGGAAUUUGCCAAGCAGUUUCUUGAACGCCGUGCCAAACAGAAAGCAAAUCAACAGCGGCAACAGCAACAGCAACAACAACAGGACUCUGUAUGGGGAAUGAACCAUAGUGCACUCCAUUCAGUCUUUCAAACCAAUCAGAGCAACAACCAACAAUCCAAUUUUGAGGCUGUGCAAAGCGGCAAGAAAAAGAAGAAACAGAAAAUGGUUCGAGCAGAUCCCAGUUUGUUAGGGUUUUCUGUGAACGCUUCCUCAGAGCGACUCAAUAUGGGAGAAAUAGAGACAUUGGAUGACUACUGAGCACAUGCAAAUGGACCGGCCUUUUCCUAUAUCUGUUAACCAUGGAUUCUCCACCUUUGGAUACAGUACUUCUCCACCGUUAAUUUUCAGUUCCCCCUUCAACGAAUCACAGAACCGAUCAUCUCAGGCUUUCUCUUCUAGCCCUUCCCACCCAGGACUCCGCACAGCCCUCGUUGGCAUAGAUGCCAAGCAAUAGACAAAGCCGGCGUCUCUGUGUCGAUUGGGUGGGUGGGAGUUGGGGUUCUUCCGCCUCAAGGCUGAUCUGUGGGCAGCAAGUAUUCACUGUGCCGUGAUUCUUUCUGCUGUUCUCUGAAAAGCCAAUUGGGAUCUGCCUGCUGGCAGCUUCCUUUCCCCCGGUCACUUUUUUUUGGGGGAGGGGAUGGGGGGAAGGGAGGGAGGGAAGGGCGUUCCUUGUGCAAUCCCAGAAUUUUUGGUUAACAGAUGUCGGUGAAUGACAGACGCCACCCGGAUUGUGACUUCAGCGUUCCAUCGGGGCAAACGGUGCUCUCCCAAACC